AUGUGGAAGUUUGUGUUUUUGGUGAUGAUGGUCCUUACAAGAACGAUGCUUGAAGAAGAUUCUAGAGGACCUACAAAUCAGUCGGUGGCCAUCGAAAGUGCAUCUAAUAUAGUACCGCGCUCAACCCGUAGACGCAAGCGUAACGCCGCUACAACUACCGCUGUAGAUCAACCCCAAGUUGAUCCACCAAAAAGGCGUGGUCCAAAUCUCAAUCUUAGCGCUACAAAAGACUUUGAGAAUUUGCCCGAGGGUUCCAAAAUUGAUUUAACAAUGGCUGGUGGUACGAAAGGAUUUGUUGGGAAAACAUCUACUCAGUUUGCAAAUGAGAUUGGGAUUGUAGUCCGUCGUGUAUGUCCAAUGAACUAUCAUAAAUGGGUGUCGAUACCUGCUGAUAUAAAAAAUCUGAUGUAUGAAAAGUUACAAGGAAAAUUCAAUUUGUUGCGAACAGAUAAAGCUUUCAUGGGAUAUGUGGAUUAUCGACUACAUCGCCAAUGGACACGCACCCGAGGUGAGUUGAGUGCCCACUGGAAGAUGAAUGGAGGAAAAACCAAUCCUCGGUUGGCAAUAUCAAUGAUGAAAUCCAAUUGUCAGAGUCUAGAAGAUUGGAACCAUUUGUGCGAUUAUUGGGAGUUAGAAUCAACUCGGGUAAACUUUAUGUUAACAUCAUAUAUAUGCAUACAUACAAAAAGCUACUUGCAUACUUAUAGGUCUUACAUAGAUGUAAAUGCUACUGGAUAA
This is a messenger RNA of Helianthus annuus (common sunflower), 738 nucleotides long. RefSeq lists its product as uncharacterized. Lineage: Eukaryota; Viridiplantae; Streptophyta; Magnoliopsida; Asterales; Asteraceae. The transcript has 3 exons. The record is from RefSeq and is a predicted model, not a curated record. The coding region runs from base 1 to 738 and encodes 245 amino acids.